GCUUAAACGUUUCCAUUUCGUGUUUUUGAUCAUUUCCCAAAAUAUUUUUAUUUGGGUAGAGUUUACACGUCAUCUGGUGUGGACUUACAAUGUCAAAUUGUAGUUGGAAAAUAGUAAAUUUUACAGAUAUAAUUGUUGGGUCAGUUGGGUCCCGAACAAUCUCCCAGCUGGACGGUCAUUGUGCUGAGAUUUCAAUCUUACUGAUAUAAAAUCUGUUUCUUUUGUCAGCUCAAAAUCUCAAAAGUUUAGUUUUCUGUGCGAUUUCAGAAAAAAAAAAUGACCAUGGCGAGUUUGUGCAGAGGAUUUAGACAGGCAUUGAGAUGCAGAGGAUCGAUUCUGAAUUGUGGGGAUUUCCCUUCUGGUGUGCGGAGCUUUGCCCAAAGACGCGCUCCAUUGUUGGAUUUAGCUGAUCCUAAGCCAAGAUUUGAAUCUCCAUCGGUGUUGGAGAGCUAUCUUUUGGGGAAGAACAGCAGUGAUCACAUAAUCCAUGAUCAGCUGCGCUUAGCGAAUGCCCAUCCUUGUCUUCCAAAGGAAAAUCUGUCACCCCAAGACAUAGCGGUGGUACUCAGAUUUGUGAAUUUGAAUGCUGUGAAGAGAAAGCUUAGAGAGAUUCCAGAAGCCUGCAUUUCAUACCAGAAGUUGCUCAAUCUGUGCAUGGAUUGCACAAAGAGCUUGUCUGAAGAUGAGGGCAGAGAUAUCAUAAAAAGGCUGGAGCAAUCCGGAGAGAUCCUCAGGAUAGGCCAGAAUGUUUAUCCUCAUCCUCAUCAGAUUUCAAGAGCUGUAGAAAAAGUUCUGCCACGACUUGUGGAUGAGCGGUCCAUUGAAGAACUGAGAAAAAUGGAGAAGGAAAAGGCGGAAAUAGAGAAGAAAUCUGAGAGCAUGGCACGGAAAGAGCUAUGGUGUGGAUUGGGAUUUUUUGCAGUACAGACAAUGGGUUUAUUCAGACUGACAUUUUGGGAACUAUCAUGGGAUAUAAUGGAACCCAUUUGUUUUUACCUCACCUCUCUAUAUUUCAUAUUGGGUUAUGGAUUCUUCCUCAGGACUUGCAGAGAGCCGUCAUUUGAGAAUUUCUAUGCAACUCGGGUGGCUAUAAAUCGAAGGAAGCUCAUGAAAACUAAGAAAUUUGAGUUGCAGAGAUACAGAGAGCUUAAGAGGAUUUGUAAGCCCGGAAUUCAUCAUCUGCAAGGAAAAGCGUUUGUUUAAGA
Molecule: messenger RNA, 1205 nt
Organism: Cryptomeria japonica (Japanese cedar)
Lineage: Eukaryota; Viridiplantae; Streptophyta; Pinopsida; Cupressales; Cupressaceae
Product: calcium uniporter protein 2, mitochondrial
Exons: 2
Coding region: 277-1203 (308 amino acids)
Biological process (GO): calcium import into the mitochondrion; mitochondrial calcium ion homeostasis
Cellular component (GO): mitochondrial inner membrane; uniplex complex
Molecular function (GO): calcium channel activity; uniporter activity
Source: RefSeq, a predicted model, not a curated record